UGCUGCAGCUACAGUAAAAGUCUGAGCAGCGCGGCGAGAAAAGAGACACUAAAAACUUAAAAUAAAACAUCAGAUUAAAAAUAAAAAAUGGCUCUAGAAUCGCGGAUCACACAGGAGGAGAUCAAGAAGGAGCCCGAGAAGCCCAUCGACCGGGAAAAGACCUGCCCCCUCCUGCUGCGAGUCUUCACCACCAACAGCGGCCGACACCACCGACCAGACGAGUUCGCCCGCGGCAACGUUCCCUCCAGCGAGCUGCAGAUCUACACAUGGAUGGAUGCCACUCUGAAGGAGCUGACCAGCUUAGUGAAGGAAGUUUAUCCAGAGGCCAGAAAAAAAGGGACUCACUUCAGCUUUGCCAUCGUGUAUCCCGACCCCAGAGGGAAAGUUUACAGGUUGAAAGAUAUCGGCAACACCAUCUCCGGCCGGAAGGGCGCCGACGACUCCAUGACGUUGCAGUCUCAGCGCUUCCAGAUCGGAGACUACCUGGACAUCGCCAUCACGCCGCCCAACAGAGCCCCGCCCCUUAACGCUCGCAUGAGGCCCUUCUGAAUAGAAACACCGACACCUAAAACCGACACACAUCAACCUGAAGUUCAUUUUUUGUUUUAAUUCUUCCAUUAUGUUGCAUAAUGCUGGCUGGUUUUUGCCCCAUUUUAUAAAAUGUGACGUGUAAUAAAGUUGUCAUUUUUUUUCCAAAA
This is a messenger RNA of Centropristis striata (black sea bass), 698 nucleotides long. It is a transcript of the gene sap18, whose product is annotated as Sin3A-associated protein. Lineage: Eukaryota; Metazoa; Chordata; Actinopteri; Perciformes; Serranidae. Gene Ontology annotation, molecular function: transcription factor binding; transcription corepressor activity. Bases 88 to 549 code for a protein of 153 amino acids. The transcript is spliced from 4 exons. Gene Ontology annotation, cellular component: nucleus. The record is from RefSeq and is a predicted model, not a curated record. Gene Ontology annotation, biological process: negative regulation of DNA-templated transcription.